UCUGCGUCCGAUCCCAGACUAGUCGCAGCCAUUUUACUGCGCGAGAUAAACUUCACUCUCACAUCUAGAGGAGGAGAAACACGAAAUACACCAAGACAACUCCAGUGACAUUCAUGGAUACCUCGUCGUGAACCAGAGCUCGGACAUAUCCGACUUCCAAGUCUUCGCAGUUGGGUUCGACUCCAUGGCUUAGCCGGGACUCUUCACAGCAACUAGCCCGGACGUCUCUUUCCUCUCUCCCUCGCUGUCCUCUGCCACUACAGGUAGCAGCGAGACAGCAACCAAAGGGACGGUGACCCAUACCCCCCCGUUGCUUGCCUCUCCUCCCCUCAACGAGGCAAGAUGGAGCUCCAGGCGUCUCACGGGCAGCUAGGGGCUGAGGGGGAUUGCGAGAUGUCGAGCCUGCUGCUGCCCAGUCCUCAGAGCGAGGCAGUGACCCACGAGAUGGAGGAGCUGUCGCUGCAGCCGCUACCUCCGCUCAAUGAACGCAAAAACGGCCAGGACUCUCAGUCUCAGACAAUGGCCUGUAUGGAGGUAGAGACCCCCAGUGACUGCACUAGGUUCAGAGCAGUCCUGCAGUUGAGGCUUCAGCAAAGGCGAACCCGGGAGCAGCUGGUGGACCAGGGCAUCAUGCCACCUCUGAAGAGCCCGGCAGCUUUCCAUGGGCAGAUUCGCAGCUUGGAGAGAGCCAGGACUGAGAAUUUCCUCAAGCACAAGAUCCGCAGUCGUCCAGAGAGAGCAGAGCUGGUCAGGAUGCACAUCCUGCAAGAGACUGGUGCAGAACCCUCACUACAGGCCACCCAGAUGAGACUGAAGAGGGCUCGGCUGGCCGACAACCUGAACGAGAUGAUCGCCCAGAGACCCGGCCCCCUGGAGCUGGUGGAGAAAAACAUCCUGCCCGUGGAUUCCAGCGUUAAACAGGCCAUCAUCGUAGGUCAGGUGAACUAUCCCAAAGUGUUGGAUGAAGACAGCAGCGAUGCCCCGUCCCCAGAUCAGCCGGCCAGCCAGGAGUCUCAGAGUUCUGUCCCCUCUCCCGCCCCGGAGAGCAAAGUGCCAGAGACGCCCCCUCCAGCACCAACACCGGCACCAGCACCGGCACCAGCACCAGCACCAACACUAGCUCCACCAAUACCCACCACCGUGCUGCAGCCCUUCCCAGUUGCCACACAAGCAACAACAGACUUUAUGAAAAUGAUCUCAACCAUUGAGCAGCCUGCUAGCCGCCCAGCUGUCACUCCUGUACAGCCAGUCACCACAGUUGCUCCUUCAAAACCGGGACCAACGCUGGUGAAGCAAAGCCAGCAGAGGUCGCCCUCAGAGAAGAGCCGCAGUAAGAAGGGCAAAGAGCCCAAGUCCAGGGUAAAAAAGCUCAAGUACCACCAGUAUGUUCCCCCAGACCAGAAGCUGGAGGCCAGUGAAGAACCCAUGGACUCCUCUUACGCCCGACUGCUGCAGCAACAGCAGCUAUUCCUCCAGCUGCAGAUCCUGAGCCAGCAACAGCAGCACUACAACUACCAGACUAUAUUACCAGCACCACUGAAGCCUGUGGCCGAGGGUCAGAGCGGCAGCGCCGGCAGCCUGCCAACCUCCAUCAUGGUGUCUUUGCCCUCUGCUCCUCCACCUCCCCCCGUGACUCCGGCUCCGGCUCGUCCAAACAACUCGCUCUCGAACCGCAAACCAGGAGUCCUGCCUGCCAACCUGGAGGAGAUGAAGGUGGCUGAGCUAAAACUGGAGCUGAAGCUGCGUGGCCUCCCCGUGUCAGGAACAAAAACUGAUCUGAUAGAAAGACUGAAACCUUUCCAAGACAACCACUGCACCUCUGCUCCUACCACCGUUCCUGCCCCUGCCACCACCACCACCUUCUCCUCCAUGGCCAUGGACGCCACCCCGGCUAUAGUCCUUCCAGUCCAGCAGGUGGCUCCAGAGAACACGAACCCCACACCGCCGGUCUCACCCAUUCCCGCUGAUCGCUCCACCUUUCAGCAGGACGUAGGCAUGUCUGAGGCUCUUUUCGAAAUGCAAAUGGUGAGUUCUGGCUGGGCAGGUCUCACGUCUUUCCAAGUCCCGGAGGAAAAGGACAGGCGGCUCCAUGAGAAGGAGCGGCAGAUAGUGGAGUUGAUGAAGAAGCUGGAGCAGGAGCAGAAGUUGGUGGAGGAGCUGAAGAUGCAGCUGGAGGUGGAGAAGAGAGGCCAGGGUGGCUGCACCGCUGACUCUACCUCUGGUUCUCCCAAACUCAUUUCUGUACCCGCAAUGAACCCUGUUCCUACUGUCCUGAACUCAAAUGUAGUAAAAAUGGAAGGUACAGUCCUGUCAAACUGUUCAUCCACUACCGCUACAAUCCCCAACUCUAUCCUGGGCUCCCAGGCUCUCUCCCCCCUCCCAACAGUGGUCAAGUUGGAGGAUGUGACUGUUUCUUCUGGCAAGCCUCUCCAGCUCCAGACCCAAACCCAGAUGAUCACCCAGAUCCAGUCCCAAGCUCAGUCCCAAAUAACCAACAACCCACAGCUACUCUCGCAGUCACAGAGAAGUCCCAAACUGCAGACCCAGCCCCAGUCUCAACCUGCAGCCCCCAGCCUGCAGCAGUUCUUCAUCAGCCACUCAGGUGGGGUGUCCCAGGUGCUGGGUCAGCCUCAGACCUUGUUAACCACGACUGGCCAGGGUGGGAGGAUCCUCCUCCCAGUCUCGCUACCUAACAACGCUACUGCAAUCCAGCUGCCAAGCACCACCGUCAGCCUGCAGCCUGUUCUUCAGGCCACGGGCUCAAAUCCAGGCCUGGUGCAGGCCUCAGUUUCUCAGCUGCGAACCACUCAGAUGGAGAUGCCACCUAGCCAGCAGUUAACCAACCACAACACACUACAGACUCUGACUAUGUGCAAUAACGCUACUGGUUUGGAGAACCAAACUAGGCCUGAGAUGAAUCCCCAGUGUUUCCUGAGGAGCUCCCCAGACAACAGGGUCUCUCCACGUGCUUCACCCAACCACAUCUCCAACGGACCCCUCAAUAAGCCUUCUUCUCCCCAGCCUACCUUCAUCCUUCAGCCCACCUCCCUUGUUUCUCAGCCUCCCAAGACAAGAGAGCCUCCCCGCUAUGAGGACGCCAUCAAACAGAGCCGCAACCUGCACGUCAACAACGUUUCACAGGUUCCCACGGCAACCAGCCAGCAAAUGGAUGACUUGUUCGACAUCCUUAUAGAGAGCGGAGAAAUCACACCAUUUAUCCAGCAGGACCCUCACAUGUCUCUAAAUAAGACCCUCCCAGUCACGGCAAACAUCUCCACCCUGCCGGUCAACACUGUGCUCUGCAGGCCGCCUCCACAGAUCCAGUUGGCUCCUCCGCCCACCCUGAACGCCAUCAUCAGCCCCGGCCUGCACAGCCUUUCCUCGCUCGCCACGGACAAUCAGCUGGAGGCCUUCCUGGAGGGCACACUGGCUGAAACGGCGCCGGCGUCAGACCCACGCACACGGGGCCUGAUAGAGGAGCUGCAGGCCCAGCUGAUGGAACAGCAACCCUACUCGCCCAUGGACACAUCAGACCUAUCCUUCUGCGACUCUUCCUCGCCGUCCUCGCUCAACAUGGGCCUGUCUGACCCGGGCCUGGACAAUAUGGAGUGGCUGGACCUCACCAUGCCACCAGGUCCUGCCGGGGCACUCACACCACUGGGGAUCCCAUCGGACUUCCUGGAUACACAAGACCUGCAGCUGCACUGGGACUGACAGGGGUGGAUGACAUAGGAAAAAAAAGAGAGUCCAGAGAUAUGGCAGAGCAAGUUGAGCCUGGAGUGAGAGAUAGAUGGGAUGGAUGAAAAGGAAGAGGAAGAAGGGAUCGACAGAUGCGAAGAAGUCAACAUUUUUAAAAAGGUGAAAACAUGGCAUUUGUGUGCCGUACCACUCUUAACAGCACAUCCAUAACAUCUGUAAUAUUCCCACUGUACUACAGGAAGAGAUGCUGUACAGGCAGUGCACUGAUUCAAGUUGAACUACAAGCAGGAGUUUGCACAGCUUUAAAAGAAGGCCUCGUAUGGCUGAGCAGCCAGAAUAACGUCAUCACUAAGGUGAUCACCCAUCAGAUUAGUGAUAAAGGGAUUUUAAACAGA
Molecule: messenger RNA, 4094 nt
Organism: Sebastes umbrosus (honeycomb rockfish)
Lineage: Eukaryota; Metazoa; Chordata; Actinopteri; Perciformes; Sebastidae
Gene: mrtfba
Product: myocardin related transcription factor Ba
Exons: 18
Coding region: 343-3714 (1123 amino acids)
Biological process (GO): smooth muscle cell differentiation
Source: RefSeq, a predicted model, not a curated record